UAUUUAAGCAAAGAAAGACAGUCCUAAUGACCUAACUGAGUUGGACAAACAAGGUUUUCAACAAAGAACUCGCGAUUAGCAUUCUCUCAAAUACAACACAGGCACCGACGAUUUUCACGAUUCUCUCUCCAUCUCUAUUUCGUGACAAGCGAUUUUCUUCUCUAUUCACAACCCCCGCCGGUAACUGGUGCUCUUUGCCACACUCGCAGGUUAAUGCUUCAUAGUGUUCUAAAAUCAAGUAGAUUUCUCUAUCCACAUAGAGAAACCCUUGGUUUGACCAGUACCAUUAGUGGUUGUGUCUGUCAUUCAGCAUUUAGUUCAAUGAAAGAAACCAAUUCGAAAGUGGAUUCUAGGGAACCCUGCAUCACAGAUUCUUUAUCUGUCAGUGGGAACGGUGCCACUUCAUCUAUGAGUGUAAAAUCCACCCCUGAAAUUGAAAAGAAGUUCGUACAUCACGUUUAUAAUGCCAUUGCUCCACAUUUCAGUUCCACCCGGUUCGCAAAGUGGCCGAAGGUUGCAGCAUUUUUGUCGUCUUUGCCUUUGGGAUCUCUUGUCCUGGAUGCGGGGUGUGGGAAUGGAAAGUACUUGGGUUUGAAUGAUGAUUGCUUUUUUAUAGGAUGUGAUAUAAGUUCUUCCUUGAUUAAAAUCUGUUCGGAUAGAGGACACGAAGUUUUGGUUGCAGAUGCUGUGAAUCUCCCUUACAGAACUGGUUAUGGUGAUGCAGCGAUAUCUAUAGCUGUGUUGCAUCAUUUAAGCACUGAAAAUAGAAGGAUAAAGGCCAUAGAAGAAUUGGUCAGAGUUGUUAAAAAGGGUGGCCUUGUUCUGAUUACAGUUUGGGCUGUAGAGCAAGAGGAUGCAACGCUGAUUUCCAAAUGGACUCCAUUGAAUGAGAAGUAUGUUGAUGAGUGGGUAGGACCAGGAAGUCCUCGUGCUCGGGCCCCCUCAUCUGUGUCAUUAGAAAGUAUUCCAGAAAGUGAGGAGAGCAGAUCUGGCGAGCACAUGAAUGUUUGCAAUGAGCCAAAUGUAUCAAGAGAUUUGGAGGAAGAAAAAAAUAUAAAGAAUCAACAAGAAUACUUUGUUCCCUGGCAUUUACCUUAUCAUCGUGCUGAAAUCAGCGGUGCCUCUGCUGAUGCUCUUGCUGCUGGUCUGGCUAUUAAAGAUGACAAAAAAGGUGCUGUGGUGUAUAAUCGAUAUUAUCAUGUUUUUAGUGAAGGCGAGCUUGAAAGAUUGACAACUGGAAUAAACAAUGCUAGAAUUGUUGAUCAGUUUUUUGAUAAAUCCAACUGGUGUAUUAUUCUAGAGAAGACAGUAUGACUAAGAAGAAACCUGGUGGAUAUGUCGGAGCAAAACUAGGCUGCUGCCCCUUUUGAUUUUAAGUCCAGCUUAUCAUCCUUGAGGGGCAGUAUAGGCCAGAGUGUAGUAGCUUAACAACUUCUACUAUAUUUAUCUUGCAAGUUAACUUUGUCUGGCUUCUAACUUGCUAUCAAAUAAAAAAAUGGAAAGCUACAGAACUUGAACAGUUAUGAUUCUCUGGCCAUUUUAUCAUCGAGUUCAUGCUGCAUUCUUGAAGCAACCCCAAGUUUUUAUUUAUUUAUUUAUUUUUUAUUUGCAAAGCCCAAUUUUGGUAGUAACAACAGGGCAUGAAGGACACCACUGUUAUGGAUGUGUUGGUGUCAUAGCAGGCACUGUCUGCUCAAGCAAUGAUGAAUAUCAUUUAGCCACCUACAGGAGCAUUUUUACAUGUAUUGGACAAUAUAUUUGACGGCUGGAAUUACACUGUUUUGGCAUGAUCUGCGCUUCCGUUCAGUUUUAAUGUAAUUUAAACUUACAGGGCUAGCUUCAAGCUUCUUUUGUUUGAUAUCCCCUUUGUGAUUAUGGGAUCAGCAGACAGGGCUGUGCACAUUCUCACUUAUAACUAAUGGCAACAAAAUCAUUGCCCAAUUUUUUCCACUUGAAACAAAUAGUAGAGGAGAAAUGCAGUUAUUGUUGUAAAGGGAAGGAGAAAGAGCUCUGAUCUUUUACUAUGUCCUCGUUAAGGUUAUUGCCGUGUUUUUCA
This is a messenger RNA of Cajanus cajan (pigeon pea), 2056 nucleotides long. RefSeq names its product S-adenosyl-L-methionine-dependent methyltransferases superfamily protein. Gene Ontology annotation, molecular function: tRNA (5-carboxymethyluridine(34)-5-O)-methyltransferase activity; S-adenosylmethionine-dependent methyltransferase activity; tRNA binding. Lineage: Eukaryota; Viridiplantae; Streptophyta; Magnoliopsida; Fabales; Fabaceae. The record is from RefSeq and is a predicted model, not a curated record. Gene Ontology annotation, biological process: tRNA wobble uridine modification; tRNA methylation. Gene Ontology annotation, cellular component: cytoplasm; nucleus.